CCAGUCUCACUUGUCUACAGACACAGAGAGUUUGGGAUGUUCUCUUGUUGUUUUCCCAGUUACCAGGGCUCUGGAUACCAGAAACCCCAGUGCGCAGGAUUACUCAGAUGUUGGAGAGGUUUCCUUCACCCAUGCUGGUGGUGCCUCAGAAUGUUUUCCAGGAGGUGACAUAAGGUAAUACAGAGCAGCCUAGAGCAGGCCAGGUCAGGUCAGGUCACAGCUCUGAGCCAUCCCUGGGCACCCCCAUCCCCUCGUGUUCAGUUUCAGGGAAAGGGGGACAAGUGAGGUACUCCUGUCCUGGACUGGAGGAGGUUGGAUGGCAGUGGAUGACCUGGUGGACCCAUCAUGGCCAUGCAGAUGUCAUGCUGGGAAGGAGGGAAAAGGGAUCUCUGUGGUGCCUCUAACGUAUAACAGGGUUAAUCCAAGGCCCUCCAACCAUGUUGCUUCUCCUCCUUGGGGUGGGGGGGGCGGUGUGUGCACAAUGUGGUGUCAUAUAUCUGGAAUGAAGUCACAUGGGUCUGAGGACAAGCAAAAGGAAGCAGACAGGGCUUUGAGUCCCCUGACUGCCUGCUAGGCACUGUCUUUACAGAGUCACACGUCAGAGAUGGUGGAGAAGGUGAAUGAUGAGAGCCCCUGCUCUACUUCCCUGAAGGACAGGAGGAAGCCCCGUGUCAUCAGCAGGAUGCAGAGCUGGCCCAGGGGUAAAAAAUGAGAAUUGUGUGGAGUGGACCAUCGAAGGAGUCUGGAUGCUACUGGAACAGCGGGUGGAGCACCUGGUGCCCGCCUUCCUGGGUAGAGACCCCACCUACCUCUGCACAUUCUUGGGAAUGUAGAGAGCUUUUGCUACCACCCAACAGGUCCUGGACCUACUGUUUAAGAGAUAUAGCUGCUUCCUUCCUGACACUGAGGAGGAUGGCAGACCCCGGGAGCAGGAGAAAAUGGCCUUCUCCAUACUGGGCACCUGGCUGGACCAGUACCCCCAGGAUUUUUUCCAGCCCCCACAUUUCAUCAGGCUGAAGAUGCUGCAGGCAUAUGUAGGGGUCCACAUUCCAGGCUCCAAACUGCAGUGCUGUGCCUGCCUUCUCUACUCAUCGUGGAGAAACCGUGAGCCCCAAGAGCCAGAGUCUUGGGCUUCGCAGCCCAAGUUGGCUGAAGACACCACUCACCCUGGAGCUCAGCAAUUAGAAGAAUCAGUGACCCUCCAUGCAGCAUCCCUGCCAGUGCAGGUGUUAGUCGCAGCACUAAUUCACUGUCAGGAGCUGGAAGAGCCACCUGCCCCUUUGGUGGACCCAGAACCUGAGCAGCCUCCAUCUCCAGCUGUCGGGGUCAUGGAAGGGCUGGAGCAACCACCUGCUGCAGCUUCGCAGCCCAAGCUGGCUGAAGACACCACUCAUCCUGGAGCUCAGCAAUUAGAAGAAGCAGUGACCCUCCCUACAGCUUCACCACAAGUGCGGGUGGUAGUCCCAGUUCUGAUUCACUGUCAGGAGCUGGAAGAGCCACAUGUCCCUUUGGAGGACCCAGAAGUUGAGCAGCCUUCAGCCCCAGCUGUCGGGGUCGCAGAAGGGCUGGAUCAACCACCUGCUGCAGCUUUGCAGUGCAAACUGGCUAAGGACACCACUCAUCCUAGAGCUCAGCACAUAGAAGAGUUGAGCCUCCCUGCAGCGAACCCACCAGUGCAGGUUGUAGUCCCAGCUCUGAUUCACUGUCAGGGGCUGGAAGAGCCACCUGCCCCGUUGGUGGACCCACAACCUGAGCAGCCUCCAGCCCCAGCUGGCGGGGGCAUGGAAGGGCUGGAGCAACCACCUGCUGUAGCUGAGCAACCAGCCUUAGCUCCUGAGCAGCGGCUCAUGUUGGCUGCAGCCCCAAAGGAUGAAUUCCCUUCCGCUGUCAUUGCAGUCUUUCUAAUUUUUGUGGUUUGUAUAGAGAUAUUUAACGGCCUUAUGUAUUUUCUUUGUAAAUAAAACAUAAAUUAACUUCAAAUAAAAUUUUACUCUGAUCCUUUGAAAUUAUAAAUCAAGUGUCAUUACAUACCUUCACAGGAAUUUACAACCGUGUCCACUAUGUAUUCCUAGAACAUUUCCAUCACACAGACACGUGUACUACCAAUCACCAUGGCUCAUUCCCUCACCUCAGUCUCUGCAACCACCGAUAUCGGUUUCUGCUGCUUUAGCUCCUCCAAAAUUUUCAGGUGUGUGCAAAAAUACAACAUGGCCUGUUGUGUCUGGCUACAUAACAUGAGAGUGAUUAAUAAUUCAUUAAAAAUUCAAUGAAACUAAUAUUUUUAUGACAGAGGAAUACCCACCAAAGAACAAAGAU
Molecule: messenger RNA, 2316 nt
Organism: Felis catus (domestic cat)
Lineage: Eukaryota; Metazoa; Chordata; Mammalia; Carnivora; Felidae
Product: protein app1-like
Exons: 5
Coding region: 939-1961 (340 amino acids)
Source: RefSeq, a predicted model, not a curated record